AUGGCCAGCCGGAUGUACUACAAAGGGCUUCUGCUCGAACUAAAGAACUUUAUCCUAACUUCCUCGUUGGACAAUAUCCAACUGCCGCUGAAUACCUUCCAAUCUAUCUUAUUCUGUUCAGCGACUGUGGAGUACCAAUGUGGUCGCCUUACAGAAGAGCAAUACUUUGCACGGCUGGCAGUCGACUUUGGCCACUCGCAGGAAGAGAUUGAGGCAUCUUUCACAGCGGUACGGAAUACAUAUCAAGUGAAGGCGACAGCUUUGGAAUUUCUAGCUUCAAUAAAGAGCCGGUUUGGAAGUAGGUGUAAAUUAUAUGCCAUGACCAACCUAUCUCGGGAGGACUAUGCGUUAGUCAAAGGUCUUGGAAUCGAUUGGUCCCUGUUCGAACGGGUUUUUGUUUCGAGCGAGAUGAACAUGCAAAAGCCUGAGCUGAGGUUCUAUCGGCACGUUUUGGAUCACAUACAUCUGAAGCCUGAGCAAGUUAUCUUGGUAGAUGAUGACACUGAAAAUAUACUUGCAGCAAUGUCUAUGGGACUGCAAGGUGUUUUAUCUUCGGAAAACUCAGUUUCCCGUCUUCUCCUCAAUCUCUUCGAUGUUGAUCCUGUUGCAAGAGGUACCAAGUUUCUAAAGGACAACGCCCAGAACUUUUCUUCGGUUACGCAUACUGGGAUAAGCGUGAAGGAAAAUUUCGCGCAGUUGCUCAUCUUGGAGCUCACUGGCGACCGAAGUUUGGUAGAUCUUGAAACGCAUCUCACUACAUGGAAUUUUUUAUUGGUGUGCCCUCCUGUCAUCACACCAACCAGUUUCCCUGAUGAUCUGGACACAACAUCACUGGGGAUUACCAUCCUCCAGCGCCCUGCUCACAUAGCCAAUCUUGUUAUGGAUAUGAUGCUUCGGUAUCGAACUCCUGACCGUCUCAUUCAGACAUUCUUCUCCGACUUCAAGAACCGAGUUGAUCCGGUCGUGUGCUGCAACGUGUUGAGUCUCUUCUAUCAAUACGGGCGGGGCCAUCAGCUCUCAGAGACCCUCAGUUGGGUCGGUCAGGUUCUGCAAAGACACGCCUAUAUCCACGGAACCACUUACUACCCUGAACCUGAAGCAUUUUUGUUCUUCCUUUCCCGUCUCUUGCUGCGUCUCAAGGGAUCGUCGCCUGUCGUCUAUAAACGUAUGCGGGCCCUUCUCAUUGAACGGACUGGGAUUCAUGAUGUUCGAGGACUCAAGCAGCUCUUGUCCAUGCAAGAAAUAGAUGGCGGGUGGGAGAUGGGAACCUUGUAUCAGUAUGCAUCGAAAAACCUGCGAUUGGGGAAUAGAGGCACUUCUACUGCGCUUGCACUUGAGGCGAUCCGCCAUUGUCAACCCUGGCUAAACCAAUACAAUUAA
Molecule: messenger RNA, 1380 nt
Organism: Aspergillus nomiae NRRL 13137
Lineage: Eukaryota; Fungi; Ascomycota; Eurotiomycetes; Eurotiales; Aspergillaceae
Product: HAD family hydrolase
Exons: 5
Coding region: 1-1380 (459 amino acids)
Source: RefSeq, a predicted model, not a curated record